GUGCACGUGGUCCAUGCGUGUCCACGAGUCGUGACAAAUCGUUGACGGUUAACAUAAAUUUCUCUCUUGAAAGUUUCACAAUCCUCCAUAAUUGCGUUAGAGAUCACAUACUGAUCGACGACUGUAAAACAUAAAUAUCUAAUCGAUUUGUUGUAAUCUCUUUGAUGCAACGAUUGGAGACAAACAAAAAAAAAAGAAAAGAAAAAAAAGAAAAGUGAAAGAAAGAAUAUUUCUCUAAUCGAAAAGAGAGAGAUCCUCGAGGAGCAGGGCAGAUCGAACGUGGGCAAUUUGUAAAAUGUCGAAAGAUCCGGAGGGGACGGAGAGGAUGAAAAUAAAGGCGGAUCCGGGCGCGAGCAGAUACGGGAACUUUAUGAAUUACUACCAAUUUCAUAGCGCGGAAGAGCGCGUGCGGCAACUUCCGCGUGACGUCUGGCAGUCUGUUUGUUCGGACCGGAAAUACGUGGGGCUAGACAUUGGCUGUAAUGCAGGGGAACUUACGUACGAGCUAUACGAUUUUCUCAACGUUAAUUCGACAAAUUCCGAGGGCGAUAAACCUGACAUCUUCGUCCUCGGUAUAGAUCUCGAUCCGAUUCUCGUCGAGAGAUCGCGCGAGGGUAAUCCUCGUCCAGAUCGGAUCGCCUUCGAGCACUUGGAAUUUCUUACGUCCGAUUGCGAUUCGACGAUCUCGAGAUAUCUCGAGGAACUUGGUAGGUCUCGCUUCGACGCGGUCUUUUGUUUCUCCAUCUCUAUGUGGAUCCACCUUAAUCACGGAGACGACGGCUUGGUCGAGUUCUUUCGCAAAGCAUGUUCUAUCUGCGACACGAUCGUCGUCGAGCCACAACCUUGGAAGUGUUACAGAAACGCUUCGAGGAGAUUGCGAUUGGCCAACUUGGAAGACUUCCCUCUGAUAAAGAAAUUGAAACGCAACGGCGACAUGUCCCACCAAAUAGAACGAAUCUUGACCGAUCUAUGCGAUUUUCGAAAAGUCAUUGUAUCUUCUGCCAACGAUUGGGAAAGAAAAAUUAUGAUUUUCGCGAGAAACUGAUAAUAAUGCCAAUGCCUCCAUAUGACAAUGUACAAUCGAAGGAACGAUCGAUACCAUGAGAGGAUAUUUUAAUAGGAGGAAGAGAAGGAGGUAGGCGAAGCGUACGUUAUAGGGUCUGGUCGGGGUGUAGGCCGGCAAAAAGAGCAUUAAAGUUACAAUUGUUUAACGGAAAGGAUCGU
Vespa crabro (European hornet) is the source of this 1224-nucleotide messenger RNA. Its product is annotated as probable RNA methyltransferase CG11342. Gene Ontology annotation, cellular component: cytoplasm. Bases 296 to 1045 code for a protein of 249 amino acids. The transcript is spliced from 3 exons. The record is from RefSeq and is a predicted model, not a curated record. Lineage: Eukaryota; Metazoa; Arthropoda; Insecta; Hymenoptera; Vespidae. Gene Ontology annotation, biological process: miRNA metabolic process; negative regulation of pre-miRNA processing. Gene Ontology annotation, molecular function: RNA methyltransferase activity; O-methyltransferase activity.